AUGACCCAACUCACCCGCUUCGAGAGUGCGGUGAAUGAAUAUGAAGGCCUGACUGGCACUAGCAUGUCAGACGACAAUCGUUUGGCCGCCGUUCUCCGAUGUCUGUCCGGACAACUCAGGACCCAGGCCACCGUCUUGAUCACAGAAAGCUCCACGUAUCAGGAUCUUCGGAAUUUGAUUGAGCGCUGGGACACUUCCCAGACAAAGUGGAGCACUUCGAUUGCCAGCACGUUUGGCAUUGCAUCUUCGUCCUCAGGCGGUCCCGCGCCCAUGGAGAUUGAUCGUGUCGCGUGGAAUAAGGGCAAGCCUAAGGGCAAAGGUGACAAAGGCAAAGGCAAGCCAAAAGGCAAAGGUCAUGGUGGCAAGCCACAAAGCGGUAAAGGUGGUAAGAACCAGGGCAAGCCAAAAGGCAAGGGCAAAGGCGGCAACACUCCCAAAGGUCCGCCUCCUGCAACUGCUGCAGCAUCGAGCACGGCAACCACAGCCGUUCGCCGUGUGCAGGUCUUUGAUCUUGGUGACACGUCAAGCUGGUUUGCAGGCGGCCAUGUGCGUGCCGUCAUAGCCGAGCCGGGUUUGAGAGCCAAGGCAAUCCAGUGCCCCACAGGUUGCAUGCCGAGAGGGAUUUCAGAAUUUUCAGAUUUUGAUUUUCUUGAUGCAAUGCGUGCCAGCCACCUUGGCUUGGGAUAUCUAGUUUCAGAUGUCUUGACAAUUUCGGGAGUUGAGCGCUUCGAGUGUUCGGAUGGCUUGAGCGAUUGUCUUGAUAACAUUUUCAACGGGUUUGAGAGCCGAGGCAAUCCAGUCCCCACAGGUCGUUUUGAAUUUUACGAUCAGUGCAGCGUGCCAGAGGGUCCCAUUUUGCUUGAGCAAGAUCAGUGCAGCGUGCCAGAGGGUCCCGGGUCCGAGUGUGACCACAGCUUCGACAUGUCAGCUUGUGAUGCCAAUGCAGGGUCGUGGUGCAUAGCUGCAUCGACCUUUGAUCUUCAGGACGAGUCAGACUGCAGCGGGAUUCCUCAGUUUGUGUGCGCAGUGCAUUCCAUUGACAUGUUGGUGCACGACUCAAAAGCUCAUGAGAUCAUUCUUGACAGUGGAGCAGACAUGAGUUGCCUGCAACUUUGCUAUGCCACGCAUGGCACCAGUCAGGGCGCCGGAGGCUUAGCAUUGAAAGAUGCACAGGGCGAGCCACUUGCUGUGAACGAUUUGAGAGAAGUUGAUUUCGUUUUGCAGAGUGAAGAAGGUGAGCCGAUUGUGUGGCGAGAAGUUUGCGCGAUUGCACCUGUCACUCAGCCUCUCUUGUGCAAGGGCAAGCUCAUGCGUGCUGGGUGGUGGCCACAGCGCAAGCCCACCAUGUGUCUUGAGCAUGACAGUGGCAUCCGAGUGCCGAUGAGCUUCAAGGGCAAUUCGCUAUGCAUCAAAGCUGCCAUUUACCGUGUCGGUGAGCAGUCUGUGAAUCCUGCACUUCAUGUCAGGUUUGUUCAAGCAACGAUUGAUGCAAGCAUGAUUGAUGCACCGUUUGGAUGGCAGAUGUCAGAGCAGGGUGAUAUGUUCUUCCGCGGCCGAGGGUCGCACUUCAUCGAUCCUUCCAUCGUUGCCCCUGUUGGGUGGCCAUGCAGAACCACGCUUGUGAAGCCGUGCCGAGACGGCUACGACCACUGGCUCCUGCUUGAACACUGUGUGAGCUGGGGUGAGCUUCAGGAGUUGUCUGCUGUGCUACCGCACGGGGAAUCCGAUGUUGUGUGUGUGCUCACGACUGAUCGAGCGCCGCUUGAGGACAUGAUGAUUGUGCCAAGCAGGUCAGUCAAGGACUACAUCAGUUGGAGCGGGCCGCAGCCAGCAGAUCCCAAUGCAGGGGAGCUUGAUGAAUAUGAGCCCAGUGAUGAUGGAAUGGCAGAGGCUUUCGAGCCCGCCGAGGUGAGUGUGUCUCCCUUGCCUGAUGUUGAAGUUGCAGAUGCGCCGAUGCCGGAGCGCAAGAGUGAGCGAGAUGUUCUGGUGUAUGAUGGCGUCGAGUUGUCUUUGGCAUCGACUUUGAAUGUCAUCAGAGCUUCGUGCAAGGCUGCUGGUCUCUCCCAGUCUGGGAGCAAGCAGCGCUGUCUUGACAGGUUGAAGUGUUAUCUUGAGAAGCAGGACAUUGCUCUGAAGAGUGAGGUUGCUCAAGCAGUCGAAGGCGACAGCACGCGUGUUGCAAAAGGUCAGGCAAUGAACAAAGAGCCAUCGAAGGCCGAGCGUGAUUUGCACAAUCUCACUCACUGGCCUUUCCAAGGCUGGUGUGAUCACUGCUUGUCCAUGCGCGGGCUUGAGGACCGACACCAGUCGAUCCCCGACAGUCCCGACCGGGACACACCGAUUGUAAGCUUCGACUUCUGUUACACUUCCGUGACCACAGAUGAUUCAGACCUUCAGCACCACAAGUAUUCAGGCAAGCUUGGAAUGUAUGCCGAGCCCGUCUGGGGCUACCGAAAAGGGAAGCACAAAGGCGACCGCCGAUGGCACAGAGCCCUCAUGCUGACUAAGAGUCCAAGCAAUGACAUGUAUGUUUUGUGCAACUCUGCAGGAGCGUGGCUCACCAAGUCAAUCAGGCGAAAUGACAAGUCGUGGGAGUCCGAGCAGAGUUUGGCGAUUGAUGCCAAAGGAUUUCCUUGGGAUUAUCAGCUUGGUUUGCUGGGCACAAAGGUUGUUCCACAGGCUAGGCAUCGCGUGCCCAAGCCAGCUGACAAGGGUGAGCCCGAUGCUCCCCAAGGUGAGGUUCAGGUUGAGGCGCCAAGAAUGCCAGACAUGCCGGCCAUGGCGGGGAUCCCUCCUGCACCUGUGCCAGCUGAGUCAGUGCAACCGCCAAGCGUUGUGGCGGGGACCCCAGCGCCUUCUUCGAGAGCCACGCUUCUUCUUGAUCGGUCUGAUCGUGCUCCGACAAGUGUUGUUGAGCCUGCUGCAGCCCCAGCGCCGCUUGAAUCACCAAUGGAAGUUGCUGCUUCUGAUCCGCCGUCUCCUGAAGGCGGAACGCCGGUGAUACCGAUGACAGAUGAUGAUCUUCUCAUCGAUGUUGCAAAGCGGGCGCAAGAUGCUAUCGAUUUGCAGCCCAGUGGGCAGGCAUCCAAGUACCAGCGCAUCGCCAGGGUUGGCGCUGAGGAGCUUCCCAUCAAUGAUGAGGUUCUUGAAUCAGCCCCUGAGUGGGAGGAUGCUGAAAGGUAUCUUGAGGUGUCAGAUGAGGCUGCAGCUGAAUGGGAUGUGACCAACACUGAAGACAGCCGUGCCCUUGACAACGAAGAGUGUCUUUGGUAUGAUUCGAUCCCUGAUUUGUCCGAGCAACAGCAAGAGGAGCUUGAUCGAAUCGCUGAUUCUUUCGAGGUGCAGCGCUUGCUUCGCAAAGGCGUCCUUGAGGAGAUCGGGGAUGAAGUGGACACGUCGGACCACAAGGAAUUGUCUUCGAAGUUCGUGAGGACAUGGCGUAAGAAACUGCACAAAGGCAAGAUGAUGUACUUUAGACGGUCGAGGCUGGUAGCUCGCGAGUACCGAUGGCUGGAGCGGGACAGAGAGGAUCUUUAUGCACCAGCAACGUCAGCCAUCACCACCAAGCUUUUGCCGUGGCUGUAUUGCGAGCUCAGCCGGCGAGCCAGAGAGUCUCCUGAUGAGACCGACCGCAUAGGAGUGAUCCCGCUUGAUGUGCGUGACGCUUUUCUUAACGUCCCUCAGGAGCGUCCCAUGCUGGCCAAGAUCCCUGGGUUUGCAAGCCGAAUGCGGUUUCUCAAGAUGCUCCCUGGACAGCGGGACGGGACAGCCCGAUGGCAUCAAUUCAUCAUGAACUACAUCCGCGAGGAGCACAAGCUCACAAGCUGUGCUGAGUGCCCAUCGGUGUAUAAGAUCGUUGAUCCCAAGGGCCGUGUAAACCCCGGGUUGAUACAUGUAGAUGACUUGUGCCUGGUUGGGUUUGUCCAGUGGCUUCUUAAAGAGCUAGUCCCAAGCUUUGAGAAAACCUUUGAAGUGUCCUACGAGGUAGCCUGCAUGCCUGGAGACAGCUUCAAGUUUCUUAAAAGAGAGCACAUAAUUCUUGAUGAUGGGAUCUUGAUAAAGCCACUUGCGGACCAUGCUGUGAAUAUGGCAAACCUUCUUGAUGUGCCGUUGCAUCGAAAGUUCCCUACGCCGUGCACCAAGGAGCUUCUCAUGCCGGAUGCAAGCAAGGAGCUGGACUCUGCUCGAGCAGCCAAGUACCGCAGCGCCGUUGGGAUAGGCAUGUAUGUGUCACAGGAUCGGAGUGACAUUGCUUUCACGGUGAGGGUGUUAGCCCAGAACCUUAAAGCACCGACCGAGCGCGGCUGGCAGUUUGCGCAACGCCUUGCAGGGUAUCUUGUUGGAACGGCCGGCUACGCAAGCAAGGUGCAUGCCAAGGGCGAUCGAGCAAGCAUUCUUGAGCCACCUGAUGCCGAGGAGUGUCUUGAUGGCGUUCGGCUGGAGGUGUUCUGUGAUGCAGACUGGAGCGGCAACAAGCAGACGCGCCGGUCGAUGAGUAGCAGCUCGUUCUUUUUGAACAGCUGCUGCGUCUAUACUUCCUGUAAGAGCCAACGCUGCGUAAGCCUCAGUAGUGCGGAAAGCGAAUUUUACGCCCUGGUGUCCGCGGCGUGCGACGGCAUCUACCUGAAAAGAGUUCUUGAAUACCUGCUUGAACUACCGGUAGAUCUUCUGAUGAGGACUGAUAACAGCUCCUGUCGACAGAUAUCUUUGAAGCAAGGUGUAUCGAAGAUUCGGCAUUUGAGCGGACGCUUUCUCUGGAUACAGGAGAAGACAGCCGAUCGCACACUCCGUGUGCAGCCGGUCGAUGGGAGGAGGAACCCAUCGGAUCUGGGAACCAAGGUGCCGUGCUCAGGAUCCCGCCUACGUGCUUUGUUGUGCAUGCAUGACUUUGUGUGCUGUGCGGGUGACUGCAUAGAGGAGGUAGGCCGUGCAGAGCAUGAUGCGUUGUUGGAGCAGUUGCAGCGUGAGCGUGAAACACAGAGGGUUCGCAGACUUGUGUGUAAGACGCUGAAGAGCAACGGGAUGCAGAGCUUCAACGCUGCAAUGAUGGUGAUGAUGCUAUCGCUUGUGCAAGGUGCCGAGAGCAGUGGUACCAGGCGUGAGGUCGGUGUGCAGACCGAUGAUGAUGCACGGUGGGCGCAGUCGCUGGCCGUCUUGGUGAUUUGCACAUGUGCUAUCCUUCUUGCCUUGAAAUCUUUGAGCCUUGGGCGGCUAUGGACCACAGAGGGCAAUGAAGAUGACAUCACCUUGAACGUGAGCAAUGCCAGCACAUCCACCGAGGAAGUGUACGAGCAGGGAACCGACGGUUGGUGGAAUUGGGUUCCAUUGACUUUCACCUGCAGCCUUUCAGCGUUUUGCCUGGCAAUCAUGAUGUGCCUGCGACGGGUGCGAGCCGCACUGCAUGCCGCUGAGCAAGAGAACGAUCGCUUGAGCAGAUUGAUCGCUGAAAUGAACUACGACCGUAUCGCUUGGGGAGAAUACCACGAGGCGAAAGAUCGAGCAAGAGAGAGAACGCUGCCAAUGCCAGAGCCGAACCGUGCUAUCUUCAUAGAUGGCGAUGCCGCACGCGGUUCCAACGAUGUGAUCCAGCAUGUGCCUGAGUUGCAUGUUUAUUGCACUUUGAGACGAGGCAAGUCGUACCACAAAAGCAGGAAUUGCACUUGUCUUAACAAUGCUGAUGAGAUCGUGAAGCUUGGAAUCGCCACAGCCCGUGAGCGAGGUUACAAGCCGUGCGGAAGUUGCUUUGGUGGCAGCAAGAAACAAAAGUGA
Symbiodinium sp. CCMP2592 is the source of this 5769-nucleotide messenger RNA. NCBI's taxonomy places the organism in Eukaryota, Dinophyceae, Suessiales, Symbiodiniaceae. The record is from the annotation of a GenBank genome assembly.